This is a messenger RNA of Brassica oleracea var. oleracea, 986 nucleotides long. RefSeq lists its product as uncharacterized. Lineage: Eukaryota; Viridiplantae; Streptophyta; Magnoliopsida; Brassicales; Brassicaceae. The transcript has a single exon. Gene Ontology annotation, biological process: root development; shoot system development. The coding region runs from base 55 to 879 and encodes 274 amino acids. The record is from RefSeq and is a predicted model, not a curated record.
AUAUAUAUAUAUAUUCAACUUCAGCUUCUUCCUCUAUCUCAAAACCCAUCAACAAUGGCUGCCACCUACCAUGUUAGAUCUUGUAGCUUACCAGCUCGGCUACACUCAACUGGUCUCAACCGUAUUCAGCAACUCCUCAACAUGCUUCCUACAGAUGAUAAAAGUAGCCUCUCGUUUCUCUCAGAGCUAUAUGAAUCUGUCUCUCAUCUCUUCAACGACUCACCAGCUUCAUUACUACUCCCUAAUCACUCCUCUUACACCCAUCUUCUUGAUCUUUCCCUUGUACACCUUGACUUGUGCUCCAAGCUAAGAGACAUCACUUGCCACAUCAAGGAUUGCCUCCGAGACCUCCGCUAUGCUUUCAGACGGAGGAGACACGGUGAAGAUUCCACGAUCCAGUGCCACGUCAAAGCCUUUAUCCGCUCUCGGAGAUCCAUUCACAAGGAUCUCGCUAAGCUACUCUUGUUGCUCAAACAAACCGAGCAUUCCUCCUCAGAGUCAACUCAUCCUUUGAUCACACUGCUCCGACAAGUUUGUUCCCAAACAUGUCUUACCUUUAGGACAGUAUUGUUGUCCUUAUCCUCACCUGUACCGAAGCCCAUGCCUUCCAAAUGGGCUUUAGUCACCAAACUGAUGGUCAAGAACGUUACUAAUACAAAUUCUCAAGUUCAGAGGAACGAGUUCCAGAUGAUGGAUGAGGAGCUACAAAGCCUCUCCAUGGCGAAAGAGAUAAAGAAGGAACGAAUCAAGUCUUUGAUCACAACCUUGGACAACGUAGAUGUUGCAGUUGAAGAACUAGAAUCGUCGCUUGAAACCUUGUACAGGCGUAUGAUACAAGCAAGAGUCUAUAUUUUGAACACACUCUCAAUGCAUGUAUGAUUUUAAUUAGAACUCCAUUCACUAGAUUCUCAUUGUGAAUGUAUACAACUUCACUCAUAUUUUUUGAUGAAACAUGUUAACCUUCAUAGAGUAAAACAAUAUAGGUA